AUGGCUGUACCAUUUCAAUAUUCUAUUGGUAAUAAUGAUUUGUCACCGCCGUCAUCAUCUAUACAUUAUAAGCCUGCAUAUGUAAGUGUAAGCUUACAUGAAGGCAGCGUUGAAGCGGACGACCCAAAAUUGAAGAAUGUGCACCAAACGGAAAUACUUGUAGAAUUAAAACAAUCAAUUCAGUUGAUUGUACGUCACUUCCGUAUAAAUGAUCCUGAACAACACGGUGACGCUACCGCACAUGCAGAUUAUUCAAUGGAAAGUCACAAAUUAGACCUCGAUUCUUAUGUACAAAUCGUGCAACAUCGUAGACGACGUGCCAAAGCAUUGAUCGAUUUUGAACGCUUUGAAGUAGAUGAACUGGAAUUUCAUAAAAAUGAUAUCCUAACCAUUAUUAACUCAGAUGACGAACAUUGUUGGAUCGGUGAACUAAACGGUCAACGAGGUUGGUUUCCUGCCAAGUUUGUUGAGUUGUUAGAUGAACGUGGAAAAAAUUAUUCUCCAGCUGGUGAUGAUGGUGUAGACAGAUUAAUUAUUGGCCUUGUUCGCGGAAGUUUUUGCCAUUCACUUGGAGCUGUAUUUUCACAUGGAUUGAAGCGACCACGUCUACUCGGUGAUACUGGUUGUCAUCCAUGGCAUUUUAUUGAAGAAGCUGCGGCUAAAGAAGUAGAAAGAGAUUUCUCUUCUGUUUACUCACGUUUAGUAUUAUGUAAAACCUUCCGAUUGGACGAAGAAGGCAAAGUCCUCAGUCCGGAAGAAGUGUUAUAUAGAACAAUACAUAGUAUAAACAUGUCACACGAUUUAGCUAAUGCUCAUAUGGAUAUCAAAUUUCGUUCCUUGAUCUGCUCAGGUUUAAACGAACAACUAUUACAUCUAUGGUUCGAAAUUCUUUGUUCAUCAGUUAAAGUAGUUAGUAAAUGGUAUCAUCCUUGGUCAUAUCUUCGCAGUCCUGGUUGGGUUCAAAUUAAAUGUGAAUUACGUGUUCUUAGUCAAUUCGCGUUUCAUUUAUCACCAAUAUACGAAUUAAACAGUCUUCAAAAUUUCAAUCAUAUUCGACAAACUGGUUUUACGGCGUCUAAAUUAUUUGCUUUAUCAUCGGAGAGUUUGCCGCGUCGUACCAAUAAAUCCAGCUCAAAGGUAAUAUCUACGAUGGGUAAUGCAUUAGACUUGCAUAAAGUCAAACCUUUACAACGUUUAAUGACUGCUUCAUCUGUUGUCGAUCCAAUGAAUGAUCCGCCAUGUCUGUCUUUAUCAUCGAUUCUAA
This is a messenger RNA of Schistosoma guineensis, 1264 nucleotides long. The record is from the annotation of a GenBank genome assembly. Lineage: Eukaryota; Metazoa; Platyhelminthes; Trematoda; Strigeidida; Schistosomatidae.